AAGGAGGCUUUGCCCCUCGGUGGCUCCUGUCGUGGUCUUGAAGAAAUGCUCUCUCCCCCGAUCGAAACGCUUUCGCGGAGAGACGCGGAAAAAUACCCGGGAGCGACGCGAUUCGUGCUGGUUUCCUUCCCGUUUAGGCUUCUGGGGUAACAGUGAAUGAUGAAGUUAUCAAGGUUUUCAAUGAUAUGAAAGUACGGAAAUCGUCAACAUCAGAAGAAAUUAAAAAAAGAAAGAAAGCAGUUCUUUUCUGUUUAAGUGCUGACAAGAAGCAAAUAAUUGUAGAAGAAGCAAAGCAGAUAUUAGUUGGUGACAUUGGUGUCACAGUCGAGGACCCUUAUGUAGCCUUUGUGAAGCUGUUACCACUGAAUGAUUGCCGAUAUGCUUUGUAUGAUGCAACAUAUGAAACAAAGGAAUCUAAAAAGGAAGAUCUAGUAUUUAUAUUCUGGGCCCCAGAAAAUGCCCCUUUAAAAUCAAAGAUGAUCUACGCAAGCUCUAAAGAUGCCAUAAAAAAGAAAUUUACAGGUAUUAAGCACGAAUGGCAGGUAAAUGGUUAUGAAGAUAUUAAAGAUCGUUCAACACUGGGAGAUAAACUAGGAGGCAAUGUGGUAGUUUCACUUGAAGGAAAACCCUUAUAAAAGGACAGGCACGUGCCAUCUGGAGCUUCCAUUUUUGCAGCUUAUUCAGUUGGAAUAAUACUAAUUCUUUUUUUGGCCCCAUCUUCCCAGAAUCCAAAUACCUAAAGGAGAUAUCAUUAACAGUCUACAAAUGACCAUCAUUAGACUAUUUUUUAAACCUGGUAGUUUUAUGUAGAAUCCAUGGAAUGCCUUCCAUAUAUUUUAGCCCAAACCGUAGGCAUUUCUUGCAAAUGUGUACAAUGAAUGUGAUAGUUGAUGUGGAUAGUCUAGCCAAGCAAAAAGAAAAGGUUUAAGUUAAUUGAUUGCCUUUAAACUCUUGUCCAAUGAUCACAUGAGACUCUAUUCAGUUUUACUUUACAGUUGCACUUGCAAUUCCAUGAGGUUCUUGUGCAUUCAGACACCUCACAUGCCUUUAUAAGCCUAUUUUUUGUGACAUGGCAGCACCUAACACUAUGCAUUUUAAGCACUUUUUGUAACAUGUUUGAUUUCUUCUUCCAUCUCCCUAGAAUGCCAAUUAAUUUAUGGAAUUGUGUCAUCAGUCUGUUGUAUCUUGGUCCUCAUUUCUGUUAAAUGAACUAACUGUAAUUGUGCCUUUUUGUUGUCCCCCCCCUCUGAAAUAUAUGCUACUGAACAAGAGUAGGAAUUGUUUACCAUGCAGAUCUUGCAACCUAUAUAUAUUUUGUGAAGCAUAAUUCAUAAUGGCAAUUUCUAUAUAAAGGAACUGUAAAUGAAAUUCUGAUUUUGAAAUCAAAUAUCAAAUCACCACGCUGCAAUAAAACCUGUAGUUUAUUACAGAAUACCCCUUUGUUUUCAUGGGAAAAUAUACAAACAUAUACAAAUGCAUUUUGUAUUACUUCCCAUCCCUCUAGUAUAUAUUCCACUUCAAUCACUAAUCUAUUACAUUGUGAUUUUGCUCUUACAAUGAUUUGAAUAUGCAACCUUCCUUCCCAAAUCUAUGAUUGCUUUAAUAUGUUUCAUUAUUAGGAAACAAUUAGUCCAGCAACUUGUCCUGUUUCAGAAACUUACAAUAAAAAUUAUUAGCUAACCUAGAGUGUUAUUUCAAGUUACUUUCCCCAGUUUUUGUGUUAUAGUAUUUCAUGUUCUACUUUUUUGUUUAGUCAUAGCGCAGCUGUUUUCCAGUUAACUUUUGUACAAAUAGGUCUGAAAGCUUUUGCUGCUACUGAGUCUUGCAUCAGGAACAUUUGGCUAAAAGCCAGACACUACACUCCAUAUAGAGAAUUUGAUCUGCUCUGUACGAGCAGUCCUCCGUUAGCCAAAGCUAUUUAUGGCGAACACAUGCUUUUGUAUCUUGUCAUCGGUUCUCCACAAAUGGCAAAACUGGACAGGGUUCUAUUGGUAUGCCUAAAGGAACUUUGUUAGGCAGCCAAUUGCUGUUGAAGUGUGCAUACCACUAGAAGGAAUGUAUUCAUCAAAGGACAAAAAUUUAAAACAGUUGCAAUUUCUUAACAGAAAAUGCCAGAGAACACAAAUAAAAUUUAAUCAGAUUUAAAAUUGUUUUAAGACCCUUUGAGGGAAGAAAUAAAAUAAGUGGAUGACAAAUAUUACUCAGUUCUACAGAUUGUUACUAUGGAACUCAGACUAUUUCAGGCUUUCAGCUGUCUCCAGCUUAUUGCCAGUGAAAUGUAUAUCUUUUAGAGUACUUACUUUAUGGUAGCAUUCAAGCUAUGCACACUAUUGACAGAUUGUAACAGUUUUGUAGCAAAAAGAAACUUAACUUAUUUAUAGGAGACUAAUAAGAAUUAAGUUUAUGAAACAUUUCUUGGAUAUAUUAUGAUGUGCACUUAAAAAGUUCUGGCUGGUAUAAAAACCUACUUUUGUUCAGUCCUUACCUAAGCCUGCAAUUUCAAAUGUUUUAAAAUGAAUGUUAAUUUUAAAAAAACUGUCUAGUUUGCAACGUUUAUCCCAUAUCCAGUAUAAAGCACUAUUUUAACUCAUUGAAUAUCUUCUACAAGUAAUAUACCGCUGCCUAUUAUGUAAAAUGGAUCUCUUCGCUCUUCAGAACUGAAUAUUGAAGAGAACAUAAACAUUUGACUCAAAUUAUGUAUUCACUUAAAAGUUCACACCAAUUUAUGUAAAACCAGAAUUGAUUUAUGUGUAUCUAAUAUGAAACCCUCCAUAAUUCAAAUUUUGUUUACAACUGAAAAACAGUGCUGAGAUUGACUUCAGUGCUUUAACUUGCUUUUUAAAAUGCUGCUACCAAUCUACUGCUUGGACAAUAAAACAAAUGAAAGACGGCUGGCACAUGUUCCCCAGGGUUCAUCAGCUGCUGUUUUCUGUCAUACAAAAAGAUGAAGGCUUCAUUGUGACUUAAACAUUGAAGAAAACUUCACAAUCUGAGCAUCUUGCAUGCUUCCCAUCACUGGUGGGCAUUAGGAAUUUGCUUCAGUUAUUUUACGGAUAAAGAAAUGUUAAAUAAAAGUUUUCAUGACUGUA
Molecule: messenger RNA, 3089 nt
Organism: Notechis scutatus (mainland tiger snake)
Lineage: Eukaryota; Metazoa; Chordata; Lepidosauria; Squamata; Elapidae
Source: RefSeq, a predicted model, not a curated record